Culex quinquefasciatus (southern house mosquito) is the source of this 1238-nucleotide messenger RNA. Its product is annotated as CLIP domain-containing serine protease 14D. The record is from RefSeq and is a predicted model, not a curated record. The transcript has 4 exons. NCBI's taxonomy places the organism in Eukaryota, Metazoa, Arthropoda, Insecta, Diptera, Culicidae. The coding region runs from base 80 to 1165 and encodes 361 amino acids. Gene Ontology annotation, biological process: proteolysis. Gene Ontology annotation, molecular function: serine-type endopeptidase activity.
AACAGUUCAAUUUGGACGACUGAACAAAACAGUCGCAAUCACUAAACCGGUCUGAUAAUAGGCGGAAAAAAAGUAAGUGAUGCUGUUCAAACUGCUCGCAACCACCGUCGUCCUGCUGGCGUCCAUUCCUCACGGAUUGACGCAAAGCUUGAACGAACCGUGCACCAAUCCUCACGGCCAACCCGGCCGCUGCGUAUUCCUUCGGGAGUGCCAACCGCUGCUGGACAUCUACCGGCGAGACAACGUUUCGUACGACGAGAGUGAGUUCUUCUACGGCAGCCGCUGUUCCGGCCAGUUCGAGGGGAAACCGCUGCUGUGCUGCUUCCCGGCACCGGCAAACUCCUCCGCCAGCCUGCCGCGAGCCCCGUCCGACUGUGGGCUGGCCCCGCCGGAACGGAUCGUCGGUGGCCACGAAACCACCCUCGGUGAGUUCCCCUGGAUGGCGCUGCUAAUGUACCGCGGCCCGAGACGCGAGCUUCAGCUGAGUUGUGCCGCCACGCUGAUCAACUCGCGGUACCUCGUCACGGCCGCCCACUGCAUCAAGCAGGUCCCGGCCGAAUUGACGCUCAGUGGAGUUCGUCUCGGCGAGCAUGACAUCACCAACGACGAGGAACGAGACUGCGAUCAGCACGGCUGUGCGGAUGUUCCGGUAGAGGUUGGCAUUGAGAAGGUGAUCGUGCACGAGCAGUACAACGCGACGGAACGCGGUCAGUACAACGAUAUCGCGCUGAUCCGGCUGGAUCGGGACGUGGGCUUCUCGGACUACAUCGAUCCGGUUUGUUUGCCCGUUGAGGACAGUGUGCGGAAGAUGGACCAUACGGGGCUGAAGGCCGUCGCGGCCGGAUGGGGCAUUACGGAAACAGGUGAAGGAAGCGACGUCAAGCUGAAAGUAACCCUGGACGUGCUCGAUCACAAAAAGUGCGUCGACGUGUACAGAUCGUCGCGAGUGGCGCUACGCGACACUCAGCUGUGUGCCGGCGGAAAAGAGGACAAGGACACCUGCAGGGGCGAUUCCGGCGGCCCGCUGAUGCGUUCCGUGGACGGGAAUUACUACCUGAUUGGGGUCAUCAGCUGGGGAGCGACCCAGUGCGGAACCAAGGGCAUCCCGGCGCUCUACACGAACGUGGCCAUGUUUGUCGACUGGAUCGAGAACCACUUGGAGUAAACUAAUUGAAAGUCAAAAACGCUUACUGUAAAAUGUCAUAUUAUUUUUUCGUAUAAAAACUUAUAAAUUUAAA